This is a messenger RNA of Balaenoptera musculus (blue whale), 2339 nucleotides long. It is a transcript of the gene DDX56, whose product is annotated as DEAD-box helicase 56. Bases 30 to 1670 code for a protein of 546 amino acids. NCBI's taxonomy places the organism in Eukaryota, Metazoa, Chordata, Mammalia, Artiodactyla, Balaenopteridae. Gene Ontology annotation, cellular component: nucleolus. The transcript has 14 exons. The record is from RefSeq and is a predicted model, not a curated record. Gene Ontology annotation, molecular function: nucleic acid binding; RNA helicase activity; ATP binding.
CGUGCGCGCUGUCAUUACAGAGCAGCAGCAUGGAGGAUCCCGAAGCGUUGGGCUUCGAACACAUGGGCCUGGACCACCGGCUCCUACAGGCCGUCACCGACCUGGGCUGGUCGCGACCCACGCUGAUCCAGGAAAAGGCCAUCCCACUGGCCCUGGAGGGGAAGGACCUCCUGGCUCGGGCCCGCACGGGUUCAGGGAAGACCGCCGCUUAUGCUAUUCCGAUGCUGCAGCUGUUGCUCCACAAGAAGGCGACAGGCCCCGCGGUAGAGCAAGCUGUGAGAGCCCUUGUCCUUGUGCCGACCAAGGAACUGGCACGGCAGGCCCAGUCCAUGAUUCAGCAGCUGGCUGCCUACUGUUCUCGAGACAUCCGGGUGGCCAAUGUCUCAGCCGCUGAAGACUCAGCCUCUCAGAGAGCUGUGCUGAUGGAGAAGCCCGAUGUAGUGGUGGGGACCCCAUCCCGCAUAUUAAACCACUUGCAACAAGACAACUUGAAACUGCAAGACUCCUUGGAGCUGCUGGUGGUCGAUGAGGCUGAUCUUCUUUUCUCCUUUGGCUUUGAGGAGGAACUCAAGAGUCUUCUCUGUCACUUGCCCCGGAUUUACCAGGCUUUUCUGAUGUCGGCUACUUUUAAUGAGGAUGUACAAGCACUCAAGGAGCUGGUACUGCAUAACCCGGUUACCCUCAAGUUACAGGAGUCCCAGCUGCCAGGGCCAGACCAGUUACAGCAGUUUCAGGUGGUCUGUGAGACUGAGGAAGACAAAUUUCUGUUGCUGUAUGCCCUGCUCAAGCUGUCAUUGAUCCGGGGAAAGUCUCUGCUCUUUGUCAACACAAUGGAGCGGAGUUACCGGCUGCGCCUGUUCCUGGAGCAGUUCAGCAUCCCUGCCUGUGUGCUCAAUGGAGAGCUCCCACUGCGCUCCAGGUGCCACAUCAUCUCACAGUUCAACCAAGGCUUAUAUGACUGCGUCAUAGCAACAGAUGCUGAAGUCCUGGGGUCUCCGGUCAAGGGCAAGCAUCGGGGCAAAGGACCCAAGCGGAACAGGGCCGCUGAUCCGGAGGCUGGUGUGGCCCGCGGCAUAGACUUCCACCACGUGUGUGCUGUGCUCAACUUUGAUCUCCCCCCCACCCCCGAGGCCUACAUACAUCGGGCCGGCAGGACAGCGCGUGCCAACAACCCAGGCAUAGUCUUGACCUUCGUGCUGCCCACGGAGCAGUCCCAUCUGGGCAAGAUCGAGGAGCUUCUCAGCGGAGGGAACGGAGCCCCCGUCCUGCUUCCCUACCAGUUCCGCAUGGAGGAGAUCGAGGGCUUCCGCUACCGCUGCAGGGACGCCAUGCGCUCAGUGACUAAACAGGCCAUCCGCGAGGCGAGGCUGAAGGAGAUCAAGGAGGAGCUUCUGCACUCCGAGAAGCUCAAGACGUACUUUGAAGACAACCCCAGGGAUCUCCAGCUGCUGCGGCACGACCUACCCUUGCACCCCGCCGUGGUGAAGCCUCACCUGGGCCACGUCCCUGACUACCUGGUUCCUCCUGCUCUUCGCGGCCUCGUCCGCCCUCACAAGAAGCGGAAGAAGCCCCCUUCCUCUAAGAAGGCCAAGAAGGUGAAAACCCAGAACCCACUGCGCAGCUUCAGGCACAGAGAAGAGAAGCGCGGACCCACAGCAGCGCCCUCCUAAGCUUGUCCGGGGCCUCUCCCGGGGCUGAGCACAGAGUGUGGAGCAGGCUUCCCAGCCUGGAGGGAGCUUGAUUCCCGCACCGGAUGGGCUGGAUUCAGGGCAGGCAGCACUGUGGCCCUCUAGAUUCAUGGCCAGGAUGGUGCUUUGCCUUUAACAGCAGAAUAAAAAUCCUAGCUGCCCUGGUUUGUGCCUCCUGCCUGUAGGAAGGGGCCAUCCCUGGAAACCUUGGGAAUCAGAAACCACUUCCAGUAAGCAGUGCCUGGCUCUCUGCCUGCCGUGUACGGUGCCUCCUUGGCCAGAAGAGGUCAGCCAUGCCAUGCUGCAACCUGGUGCCUUCGGGCCCAGGAGACACCUGCCCUCCCGCCGGCAGCUCCGGCCUUCCUGUCUAGGAUCAGGCUGACAGCCUCCCUUCCCUGAAGCUCGGAAACGACUUCUCACCUGCCUGCCGGGAAGAUGGUCCUUCCCGACGACACCUCUUUCUCCAGACGUGGGUACGUUGUGAAUUCAGCCUUCCACUCUCUCAGGCAGCCAGGGACAGCUGUCCCCUCCCCAGACUGCUCCCUGCUCUGCUACGUGCAGCACACCUGGGUGCGGUUUUUGUUUUUGUUUUUUCUUUCAGUUCAAACUCAUUUUCCUUUCAUUAAAGUCCAAGUUAUCGAUACAUUACGU